Molecule: messenger RNA, 3058 nt
Organism: Cladophialophora immunda
Lineage: Eukaryota; Fungi; Ascomycota; Eurotiomycetes; Chaetothyriales; Herpotrichiellaceae
Exons: 3
Coding region: 278-2965 (895 amino acids)
Source: RefSeq, a predicted model, not a curated record
CUCAUAUGGACUGUGCUCGUCUUCCUCCUCCCUUCAUCGUCCUCGACGACAGCCAUUCCUUUCUUCCCUGUUCCGCACUUCCCUCGCACGGUCGCUGGCAGACCCGGCGAGCAGUCUCUCUUUGUGAUAUCUGCCGGUCGUUGGAGCUACCCAAGUCUCAACCACCCCAAGGGCUCACUCUUUUGCCCUCGCUGUCCGACCUAGAACCUUCCCCGCCUCGUUCACCGCCCCUGGCAUAUCGAGAGUGCCUUGCCUAGAGUCUUCAGAACCAACCAGGAUGACCGAAGUCGAAGCCAUGCACCCAGUCCCUUCCGAGGCGAUCCCCGAGGGUGGGAGCGAUAUCGAACCCGAGAAUGUGCCUCUCCCUCGCAGUUCCAUGGUCUCAGUGCGACUGUCAGAUAUUCCAUUUGAUCCCGACCUCGACAUCAUUGGUGAGCGAGACAUCUCGCAGGAGGCUUCGCAGCCUCGCAGUGGCCCGCCCUCGGCCCGGACCAGUCGAUCCUCUUCCCAUACUUCCGAGAGCUCAAUUUCGUUAAAUUCUGUCAACUGGGAGGGUCUGGAAAAGACAGAGGAACAGGUGCACAAGGACGAGGCCACAGAUGAAUCUACAACGUUGUUACUGGCGCGUUUGGAGAAAGAGAAUGCAGCGUUGGCCACCAAUCCCAAGGCUGGCAUCACAACGACUUCGCGACCACGCAAAAACACCCGCCCUCCUUCCGUACAACAACUAAAAAGAAUGGUCGAUGGACCCCAACGCCAAUCUUUGAGAUAUUCGCUAUUACCUGCUCCUCCGAUGACGGAAUUGGAAUUCUGGGCAGCAUUGGUUCAAGAUUACACUCAAACUGCCCAGCGACUGCCCACCCUAACAUCGAACAAGAUUCGAGGAGGUGUCCCGCCACCUCUGCGUGGUGUCGUCUGGCCCAGUAUCGCUCAGGCUCACGACGGCUUUUUACAUUCUGAAUACCAGAGACUCUCCAAUGAGCCUUCGCCGUAUGACGGCUUGAUCGGAAAGGACGUGGGCAGGAGCUUCCCGAACGUUGACAUGUUUCGAGAGAAGGACGGCGAUGGCCAAAGAAUGCUCGGCAAAGUCUUGAAAGCCUUUUCACUUUAUGACAGCAAAAUCGGGUAUUGCCAGGGCCUUGGAUUCGUUGUCGGACCACUCCUGAUGCACAUGAGCGAACCCGAAGCAUUUUGCAUCCUUGUCAGGCUUAUGGAAAAUUACGAUCUUCGGUCAUGUUAUCUCCCAGACUUGUCGGGCUUACAUCUUCGAAUAUACCAGUUCCAACAGCUCCUAAUUCGACAUUUACCGGCACUGGCGGCUCAUCUUGAAGAGUUGAAGGUCGAACCAUUAUACGUGUCACAAUGGUUUUUGUCUUUUUUUGCCGUCACCUGUCCACUUCCUAUGUUGCUCAGAAUUUACGAUGUAAUAUUGUCUGAGGGGGCGACAGAAACGCUGAUGAGGGUUGCCUUGUCUCUGAUGCAACGGAAUCAGAAAAAGCUGCUCGCCUGUACCGAAUUUGAGGACGCCAUGCAGUUUCUGCUGUCGAGAAGUCUCUGGGACACUUAUGCUCAACAUGCGGACGAUCUGGUGUCGGACUUUGUGUCAUUGACUGGGUUGGUGUGCCGAGAGUCUCUGCUUUCGCUGGAAGCAAACUUCAGGCACUCGCAGAAUUUAACAGAGGCGCCCUCGUUGAAGAGCGCUGUGUCUUCCUUCUUGGGCCGAUUCUGGGCAGGCUCGUCACAUGCGCCUUCCCGAUCUCAGAACCUGAGUCUUAUGAUUCCAGGAAAUAACAAGUCGGUGCGAAAAUCGUCCUCCGGGCAAAGUUUGACCUCGACACUCAACUCGCUCGAGACAAGUAACACAGACACCAGUACUGUUGCCACGGAGAUGUCGGAUGAAACACCCCCAAAAGCGACUGUAUCCGCUGCCACCAGCGUCCACUCAGCGGUUGUACCUACCCCUGACUCGAGCAAUCGGAAUCUCCAUCAUCAGAUCGAAGAUCUCCUCACAGAACUCUCCAAAGUCCAACGGCAACAUGUCGAGCUUGCUCAAGAGCUUCAGCGGGAGCGAGAAGAACGUGAGGAGGACCGGCAGAUUGCACGAAAAGUGCUGGAGCAAUUACGACGGCAAACCACCGAUAUCAGAGAGCUGGCAGAACCGGAGAGCUCAGAGGCCACGGAGGAGGACAUGGAGCUUGACAUGCUCAUGGCUCAAGCUGAAUGCCAACUGUGUCGAGACGGCUCGAAGCGGCUGUCCGUGUCGCAGUCCAAGCACCAGCUCCGCGAUGCGGUUUCUGAAUGGAAGGAGAGGCAUGAUGCCGAGGUGAUAAAGUGUCGAGAUCUCAUGAGACAGCUUGACGAGCGAGAAGCGGAACAGAACACUCUCAAAGAGCAGCUGCGAGAUGCUCGAGCUCGGGUUCAGGAUGCACAUCGUGACAAGCAGCGUUUGGAGAGGACAGUGAGCGAGUUGCGCUCUCGCAACAACUCGGUGCCAGAUUCACCUGCCGACCUCUACACCCCCGUCAGCGAAUUCCCUGACCUGAAGUUACCUGCUCCAAAAUCCGGCCUGCGAGAGUUAAGAUUGGGCAGACCGGAGGCGACCCGAUCAAGCAGCGUCGGGCCGUAUUCGAAGCGUUCAAGCAGCCUCAACACUCAAGCCGUCCUUGCCACGGAAAACCACGAGCCCAUUUCCAACGAUGCCCUGCUGCUGGAGCUAGUGAAUGCCAAGACAGCUGAGGCGGUGGCACGACAGGAGCUGGAGGAGACCAGAGGGAAGCUAGACGCUUUGCGAAAGAUCUUGGGUGGAGCGACAUCCUCACCUACAGCACGAGCCAGCACGACCGAGUCACCCACGACACCUGCGGUGGCUCCAAGUCAGGGAACAAAGGAUCCCCCCAAAUCCACACAUGCGCCCACUGCAAGCACUGGAGGAUUCUUCAGUGGAUGGGGAAAGCGAGGGACGUAACGACGAGCACGACGCUGCUCCAUUCUUCUACAUACUCAUUUAAUUGAUGAUCUAGACAGCCAUUUUGAAUCUUUAUCGAUGACCCUCUGGACA